Molecule: messenger RNA, 3151 nt
Organism: Spodoptera exigua (beet armyworm)
Lineage: Eukaryota; Metazoa; Arthropoda; Insecta; Lepidoptera; Noctuidae
Source: the annotation of a GenBank genome assembly
UUUGGCAACAUUCACUACUGUCAAACAAACGAUAAUUGAUAAACAUUCAAUGUCUUACCAUUUUGCAGUUUUUGCAGUACCUGUGUGCUAUGUGCGUCGUAUAUUUUUAGUGAAUUCUAGUUCAAACUAUUUAGCAAAAAUAAAUAUUGUGGUGUUAAGUGCAAGUUAAUGGUAUUACCUAAUACAUUUUAUAUGUGAACGUUAAGGAUUUCAUGGAUUUUACUGUGUUUAAGUGCAGUAAACAGUGAAAAUGUCUACAAGCACGAGUGAUCACGAUAUGAGCGAUUCAUCCAACUCUCCAAUGUCUUAUUCGAUUCGAUACUCCCCGCACAGUUCUCCAUCCCAACAAGUUCCUCAACUAGCUUCUGAUCUUACUGAGUUAACUUGCGCAGACAAUAAAAGACAAUUUCUCAGACAAGCCAACAAACCAUGUCUGCGUAUCACGGAACAACCUCAAAACCACUUCAGGUUUCGUUAUGUGAGCGAGAUGGUGGGGACUCAUGGAUGUCUUCUGGGGAAGUCUUAUGGCACCAACAAAACAAAGACUCAUCCUACGGUGGAGCUACUCAACUAUACAGGGAAAGCUCUUAUAAGAUGUCGUUUGGCUCAACAUAACAACACGGAGGAACAUCCCCACAAAUUACUUGAAGAUGAACAGGACCGAGAUAUGAGUUGCCUAGUACCUGAUCAGGGGAGCUAUAAAGUCAGGUUCGGCGGUAUCGGUAUCAUACAUACCGCGAAAAAGGAUGUCGCGCCACUUCUAUUCAAGAAAUACUCUCAACAAUUGAAAAAUUCCAAUCUGAGCUUAAAAGACCUGCAAGUGCAAUGCGAGAGUAUUGCCAGGACCAUAAACUUGAACAUCGUUCGGUUGAAAUUCAGUGCUCAUGACGUUACUACCGGCCAAGAAAUAUGUGAACCUGUUUUUUCUGAACCUAUUCAUAACAUGAAGAGUGCUGCGACUAACGAUUUAAAAAUCUGUCGUAUAAGUCGGUCUACUGGUAUUGCAUCUGGUGGUGAAGAUGUCUUCAUAUUGGUGGAAAAAGUUAAUAAGAAAAACAUAAUGAUUCGAUUCUUCGAGUUGGAUGAGAACGGAGAAAGAAGUUGGACCAACGUUGGACGAUUUGUGCAAAGCGAUGUCCAUCACCAAUACGCAAUUGUCUUUCGAACUCCUCCCUAUAAAGUUCCGGAUACGCCCGUAGAUGUAGAAGUGUACAUCGAACUAGUUCGUCCGUCCGACGGCCGUACCAGCGAACCGAAGCAAUUCACAUACAAAGCCAACCGGGCACACAAGCAGAUAAAGAAGAGGAAGGCCGGAUCUUCACACUGUUCUAUUGGCAGCUCAUCUAGUGGAUCGUUGAAAAAUGGUUGUGACAUUCCCAUAUCAGUUGUCAAUCAUCAACCAGAAGAAGUUCCCAUGGAACGCGAGCCUCCGGUCCCAUCUUCGAUGUAUGUUUUACCUCAGGUGCAUGAUUCGGCGACGCCAAACCAGUGUGAUCUAGCAAGUGCAUUGUACUCUGCGCCCGGGUCAGAGACGAGCCAGUCUCCUAUAUCCAGCCCCAUGUGGAGUGAGCCUCACAGUGUGAUGCUGCCCAUGUCUCCCAUCGCCAACCUUCAGCUCAACUCUGCAGACUUCGAACAGAUCACAGUACCCACCAGCAAUGACCCGCAACCCCAGGUUCCGGAAGAUAUUAAACACUUUUUGAAUGAAUACAUGAGGAGCUACGGUGAAAGUUUAACCGAUGAAAGAAGCAGUAUGGACUUCAUUCGCACCUUGCUGUUAGCCGACUCUGGACGACCAAAGCAAGAGAACAAGGCCAACAUACGCUUGCAAGGAGACAGGAUGCAGGAACCUGCGCGUGAUCUGAAAAAAGAAGCAGAUAUAAAACCCAAAACCGAGUAUCCAGCGUUCUAUAAGACAGAAGACGGAAUUGAAGUUAAAAAGUUGGUAAAAGAAAUUUGUGAAAUGAUUAGAAACAAGAAAGGUUUCAAAAAAGCCGAAGUAAAAAGUCGCUUGGAAAGGUUAUUCGAGAUUCGUCUGUCGAAUGGAGACACGUUCCUUCACAUGACUCUAUGCAGUAACCAGCCAAGUUUAGAAUACAUAGUGAAGAUUAUUCACAGCGUGAGAGCAACUCAUCUCCUAGACUUCUCCAAUGACAGGCAACAGACGCCAUUGCACCUUGCCGUUGUCAACGACAUGCCCAAAAUGGUCACCUUGUUCGUUUCUAAAGGUUCAAAUCCGAUGAUGAAAGACGACGAAGACCUAAACGUGAUCCACUACGCAGUGAAAUACAAGUCGUGCCUCGAGACUUUACUUGACACUAUUAAGAAGAAUAAUGUGCCUUGUGACUUGAACGAAUACAAUGGAGAAAAACAAACCGCGUUACACAUGGCCGUGGUGGCUGGCUGGGAGAGCGGGGUACGCGUCCUGCUGCAGCACGGCGCCAGCUACAGCGCGCGGGACGCGGACGGCCGUACGCCCCUGCACCUCGCCGCCUACGACGACCGCCUCGCCGUCAUCAAGAUCCUUCUCGAGUUCAUACCUUUCAGUGAAGUCGACGUUAUGGACGGCGCUGGUAACACUGCUCUUCAGAUUGUCUGCGGCGGUACUACGAUCAGGGAGAAUACUGUUGAAAUCGCUAGACUCCUUCUAGAAAAGAAGGCGUAUCCUUUACGACGCGAAGAUAGCAACGAAUCCGCUUGGAUGCUAGUCAAGAAGAAGCCUGAACUUCGUGAAUUAAUGAAAGCUUACGUCAAUAUGGAGUACAUGGAUGAAGACGACAUUAAAUCCGAACCAGACGAUGACUUCGAAUCUGCUGAUGAAGGCGAUCAACCAGACAACGGCCUACAGGAGUUAAACCUGUACGCUCGCGAGGUGUCUGUGCUAGUGGACGUGUCGGGAGCGUGGCGCGUGUUAGCACAGCGCUUGCGCCUCGAUUCCCUAAUGGAGUGGUACGCUGCGCAACCCAGCCCUACGCUCACACUUCUUAAUCACCUUAAGGAUUCCCGUGAUGACAUAUCAUCCAAGUCGCUGGCGAUGAUCCUCGAAGAUAUGGGCCAGACCGAAGCUGCCAAUGUUAUUAGAAGGUACAUUGAUUGACACGAGGUUCUCUCUGACAGCAAUUGACCAUUUAGUUGAUAAUAAUAUUGUUAA